Messenger RNA from Sphaerulina musiva SO2202, 3943 nucleotides. RefSeq names its product apses-domain-containing protein. NCBI's taxonomy places the organism in Eukaryota, Fungi, Ascomycota, Dothideomycetes, Mycosphaerellales, Mycosphaerellaceae. The coding region runs from base 1515 to 3158 and encodes 547 amino acids. The record is from RefSeq and is a predicted model, not a curated record. Gene Ontology annotation, biological process: positive regulation of transcription by RNA polymerase II. The transcript is spliced from 5 exons. Gene Ontology annotation, cellular component: nucleus. Gene Ontology annotation, molecular function: DNA-binding transcription factor activity; sequence-specific DNA binding.
AACAGCGGGCGCUGGAAGCCCGUGCACAUUCCUCUCCGCCUCGUGUCUCACUCUCAAUCAACUCAAAGUGCCAGCAAAAAGCCCAUCGCGUGCCUCUUUUUUCGUCCAAGCUGUUGCUGUGCGUCCAUUCCCCGACCGACCACUCGAGCCAAACUUCUCUCGCCCACGAGGAAUUGCCUGCCUGCCAGCCUGUCUGUCCGUCUGCCUGCCUGCAGUCUUGCCUUGCAACCGUGCCGACGCGGCAUCGAGCAGUACUAGCAGCUAGCAGCAGCACAACACAUCACCACCGACAGCUCCGACCACCGAGCAGCAGCAGCAGCUCUCUCUAGGAGGUAGCCGUCGCAGCCAGCAGCCAGCAGCCCGCAGCCAGCAGCGGCAGCCAGCAGCAGCAGAAAGGCCAUCGCCUAAUCCUGGAAGGACCACCACCGCCCGGCGUCUCUUCUGCUGCAUCACAUCUGCAUAUCUGCUGGCGUGCAUCGCGACUGCAUCACACCCGUGCCUGCCUCCCGUCUCAGUACCUGCACCCGCAGUACUGCACACUGCACACUGCACACUGCACACUGCACUGCUGCUGCAAACGCAAGACACAACGAACAGCGACUGCCGCGCCUCUCUGUCUCCCACCACGCACGCUCUGGCCCGCAACCAGCUGUCGCUCCCGCCCGCCCGCCACCGCCUCCACCACCACCAGCAACACCUCUACCGCCAGCACCACCACCCCCACCAUCACCACCAACACCACCACCCACCACCCACCCACCCUCGUUAGGUAUCGCCGACGGGCACACAUCAAGGUUCGUGUGAGUAUCAGCGGACGACAGGCCAUUUGAGACGCCAACGACCUGUUACGACCAUAACGACUUUUAACGACCGCAUUUACGACUUUGCUUGGGUGUCUUGUCCAUUGCAGCACUGCUAUCGGCCUGGCCUCAUUGUAGCAUCACGACUUGGACUGUUUUGCCCAUCGACGACUAUCACGGAACCCGCAUAUACGAAAGACAAACAACCUUACGAUUGACGCGCGCGAUUCCUGCAAGAUUCGAAAUUCGACCUCAGCAUCUCAGCGUUCUUUCCGCAUCCGAGGUUCUUGUCUGCUCUGCCGAAACAGCGCCAUCGUCUUGUUAUUGUUGUAGUUCGACAAUCCGUCGAGCUUCAUACUCCCCCUUGCAACCGUCAAGCUGGAGCUGCCACCUGUAUCUCAGUUAUACCAGACCCGAGGAAACGACAGCCAGUGGCCUGCACCCGCGUUUGCACCACAGAGCACGCCUUUUUCCCACGACGUGCACCAGCAUCACCAGCAGCACGCGAGCGCGUCGUCUGUUGGCUCCUCACCUCGGGCUGGAUCAUCCAGUGGACACUCCAUCAGCAACCAGUCAUACGAUUCCAACACUUCCUACGCGCCUUCCGUCAGUAACAACAAGCACGGCGACUUCCAGACCCCAUCUCCACACUCGGCCGGUCCCCAACAUUCGCAAUCACUCUUACAACCGUUCGGCGCAACUGGUUAUUCCAGCAUGAACCAACCACAACCGUACAUGGAUGGCCACGGCCAGCAGGCGGCGCCUGCUCCCAACAUGCCACAAUACCCGAGCUAUGGUCAGCCUCAGCCGCUACAGCCGGCGACGUACUCAUAUCCGCCGCAGUCGUACUCGCAGCACUCGUACGGGAACACAAUGCCACCAAUGUCUGCACCCCACGCGCAUCCUGCGACAUCCUCCAUGGGCCAGCAGAUGAUUCCUCAGGCGUCACUUCCGCUGCCAACCAUGGCAUCCAAUGUGCAGCCGCCUCCGGGCACUAAUCAGCAGUACUCGCAGCAGACGUACGAUACUACGGGCCAGAUAGCUCCUCCAGGUAUGAAGCCGCGAGUGACGGCGACACUGUGGGAGGACGAAGGUAGCUUGUGCUUCCAAGUGGAGGCAAAUGGCGUUUGUGUCGCAAGACGCGAGGACAAUCACUUUAUCAACGGGACCAAGCUUCUCAAUGUCGCUGGCAUGACCCGCGGUCGCCGCGACGGUAUUCUUAAGAGCGAGAAGACGCGACAUGUGGUCAAGAUUGGACCGAUGCAUCUCAAGGGUGUCUGGAUACCUUUUGAUCGCGCGUUGGAUUUCGCGAACAAGGAGAAGAUUACAGAGCUUCUUUACCCCCUGUUUGUGCACAACAUUGGUGCACUUCUCUACCACCCUACGAACCAGGCCCGCCAGAGCAUCGGCAAUGCUGCGAUGGCCGCAGCGGCCCGCAGACCGGACUCUUCGCAGGAGUACAUGCGUACACCGCAAGGCUCUCAGGCCCCGGCAUUGACUCACCAUCACUCCAUGUCCACUCCGAUCAGCGGAGCGCCUCAGCCUCCCCAUGCCAUUGCCCCUCAUCCAGGAGCCGGCCGACCGGUAAUGGAGCGAGCUCACACGUUUUCCACACCACCUACCACGGGCUCCGGACUGGGAAUGAGCACUGGAUACGAAUAUGGCGGUCAACCUGGCGCUGUGCAAUCCGCAGCCACCUCUCCUGGUAAUUCGCAGAACAUCCAGUAUCAGACCAGUCAGCCGGCGUACAGCAGCCAGUAUUAUUCGGCGCCAUCGCAGUAUGGGCAGCAGUACGGGGGUAUGCCUCGCUACAACCCGAUCCAGCAGAGUCCAGGCGGGGUCAAGUCCGAAAUGGGGCCUCCUGCUCGUGCUGGUGCUGAGAACGACCAUGUCGAAUCCAAGCCUCAGCACAACGUCUACAACGGUCAGCAGGAUGUGGAAGGAGAACACGAGGGGCCUGCUCACCCAGAGCCUUCGAAUAUAUCUCCCGAGCAGACUCAUUCGCCACACCAGAACGGCGUGCACGGCUCUUCGACCCCUCGUACCACUGGUGCCUACACAGGAUACAACAACACCACUCCACGACCAGGGCAGCUACCUUCCAGCAACUUGAACUAUGUCAUGAGCAAUGAUGCCCGACCAGGCGCUCCAAACGGCGCUGAUGCAGGCUAUCCGUCUCAUUAUCAGCAAGCGCCACAGCAGUACCCUCCCAUGAAUGGUGCCAUCAACACCCACAACAAGCGUGGACGUGACGACGAUGAUGAGCCUCACUACACGAACGGCGAUUCUUCUGUCAAGAGGCAGCGCAACGAACCAGGGACACAGUCCCAGUCGGCCAAAGUGGGCGGCAGACGAUAGCUGGGUGCAGCAUGACCACAGAUCAACGGUCGUACGACGAUGGUCACCACGAAGACGGCAGCGCCAAGUGCAUCACCACGCGCCAGAUGACCGUCCUGUGUUAUCCACAGACAUUUUCCUUGACUUGUACUUUUUCCAAUCCUCACCUUACGAUUCACGACGACGAAUAACCCGGGACUCACGAUGAACGACACUUCGGACCGAUCACGGACGAAAACCCAACAUAAACCAGCGCGCAAGUUCUUUACUACUUUUCGGGAGGCCGACUCAAAAUACAAUGAUCGAACGUGCGCUUUCGAUUGCGCAGUGCACGGAUGUGCAUCAGCGUCGGAAGGCCCGGUAAUUGCUUUCUCUUGAUUUCUUAUCGUCCAGCAGUUGAAGCGAGUAUCCCUUCAUAGGAAGGCAAAAGGGAGAGUGCCAAGAGCCCCUAAUCAUCGUUCUGUUCGAGCUCAUGCUUUUUUAUUCAGCGAGGCGUGGCAAGGAAGUGGAGACUCGCGAGCUUUGUGAGGAAUCAAAGCUCCGGGGGAAGACACGGGCGCUUCUGCAGUAGAUGUGAAAGGAGACCAUCGGUUGCACGAAUCGGAGGAGGCCGCAUGCAUAUGAGAAGUAUGGGUGUGCACAUGACUUGAUGAGUGUGGAACAGCAUGAACGGAUCCAUACACUUGAUGACUCUGUCUAAUGCUUGAUGAAUUUUGUGAGGCUAGAGGAAUCCGGUAGCGCUGCUGAAAAAAAGUCCAUUUGUUCCCUAGACUGCUCUUCCCAGAAUGUUGACAUUAUUUGACGCG